Messenger RNA from Symbiodinium sp. CCMP2592, 2481 nucleotides. NCBI's taxonomy places the organism in Eukaryota, Dinophyceae, Suessiales, Symbiodiniaceae. The record is from the annotation of a GenBank genome assembly.
AUGGUAAGUGCCGCAUCGCGCUGCCGACGGCAGCACUUGUUCCAGGCUUUGCUCGCAUCGUUUGUGUACCUCGGCUUCUGGCACAGCACGUCACUUUUCGUCACCCGCGGCUUCCGCGUGCAGCGGAAGGCAACGAAGGAGGACGACGGGCCAAGCCGCGACUUCUCCGACCCGAUAGCGAAGGCCUUUUCAGCCGGGCCUCCGUUGCGGAUCACAGAUGGAGGCCUGCAGCCGGAUCUCUUCAGCAAGGCCGAGGGUUCGCGAGUGAAGUGGGGCGUACUCAAGGAGGAUGUUGGCAUCAUCGAUCGAAGCGACGCAGCAGAAAGGCGUCGGGCCGAGCUUCGCGAGAAGGCAGCGCGGGAACUCGUAAACAUUGAUGAUGCAGAACGUGAACGGCGGAAGGUGGCAGGUUAUGCAAUGGCUGUUGUUUCUGUGCUGUUCGCAGCGUAUUUGCUUGGAACCUCGGCGCCGUGGUACAGCCGAACGGCGCUGUUUCCAAUCGUCGCCUUGUCGGGAGGUUUCGUGACAUCCGCUGAGGACGGAGGGCCUCUGAAAUAUUGGUCAAGCUGGACUCUGGGACGUGGAUGGAACAGGAAGCUUCGCGAGAAAGUGAAUGCCUUCAACCAGAAGUCGCCUGUCAUCCCUGCGAUCGUCACUCUGGCCUUCAUCAUCCUGCCAGAGAUUGCUCAGUCGGCCGCGCCAACCACAGGAACAACCGAUGCGCCGGAGCAACCGCGGCCACCGUCUGCUUCAGGGGACGAGCACAGGGCGAACCUUUCAACGGCUGGCCUCCGAGCCUUGGCGCGAGUUCGACGGGAGGUGCCUGUGGACCUGCGCCUCAACAGCGAGGAACUCCGUCGUGCCGCAGAUGUCGCUGCACUGAUUGAGGCUUGUGCCUCCGCGCUUCAGCGCGGUGGCCAGUCUCCUAAGACCUUGGCGCUUGGCCCAUGGGGACAAGAGCCAGGAUCGGACGCUGAAGCUCCAGAAGCGGCGAUUCAGGCGUUCAUCCGCUCGAGUCCAACCUGGACCUGCUGGGCCCUGCGAAGCGUCUCAAUAGUUGAGAUACGUGGUAUAGCCGAUUGCGCGCCCUUGCUGGGCGCGGCACUUCGUCCCUGCGCAGUGCGGAUACUUCGAUUACAGCACCUGGCUUUGCGAGGAGCCAUAACGCCUUUGUUGGAGGCUUUCUGCAAAGACCAGCCUCGGCAGCUAGAGAUCCUGGACCUGAGUGGCAAUGGGUUCACAGACGAAGAUGCGGUGUCUCUGUUGUCGCUGACAACCCCCCGAGAAGGACAAAGCCAAGCAGCUUUGGAACUCGAAGGGUUGGUCUUAAGUGCGAAUCCGUCCAUGUCCUAUGCCACAUGGCAGAGCCUGGUAGCAUCUCAACUCCGCGAGAGUCUGCGACUGCUGGAUCUUUCAGAAUGUGGUGUUGGACCGGCGGGGGCCCAGCUUUUGGCACAGCUUCUGGAGACUUCGCCGCUGCGGGACCUUUCGCUGUACAGAUGCGGCAUUGAUAGAGCCGGGGUAUUGCGGCUCGUCACAGCAGCGGUGUCCUUGCGAUCACUGGACUUGACGGCCAAUGCCCACCACGUGGAGGGCUGGAUGCAGGCUGUUGGCCAACCGGUUGCAAGUGCUCUUCUUGGUGCACCUCUUAAGGUGCUGACCUUGAGCUGUUCUGAGAAGGUGAUGCAGGACCGGCAAGAGGAGUUCUCGAAAGCUGCCCUGCGUGACCACUGGCUUUUUGUUUCCCUGUUCUAUCCACGGGAUAUUAUCUCGAAGCACCCUGCGCGCACACCACUGCAAAAGAUGCUGGAAGAGGGUGACAUCCCACCGAACCAGACCUUGUACGUCAAUGGGCUGAACGAGAAAAUCAAGGUAUCCGAGUUGAAGAACUGCCUCCUGGAACUCUUCUCCAGCUAUGGUGAGGUCAUUGACAUCGUUGCAGCUGCAAGCCUCAAGAAGAAGGGUCAGGCCUUCGUGGUCUUCAGAGACAUAUCUUGCGCUACGAACGCGCUUCGGUCGUUGAAUGGCUUCGUGUUUUUGGACAAGCCCAUGAAGAUCAACUACUGCAGGACGAAAUCAGACGUCGUUGCUCACGAGGACGGUACUUGGAAGCCUCGUGCAAAGCUUGAAGCCCAGAAGGAGGAAGCAAAAAGGGCGAAGACAGCACCAGCGCUGGUCGCCCCAAAGAGCGUCGCGCCCAAGAUGGCAGCCCACCCGGCAGCAGUGGAAGGCGGAGGAGCAGACGGUCAACCUUCCAAUGUACUCUUCGUGGAAAACCUGCCAGCAGAGGUGAACGAGCUCAUGCUCACCAUGCUCUUUAGGCAGUAUCCUGGCUUUCAGGAGGCACGACUCAUCAAGGGUCGCAACGUGGCCUUCAUCGAGUACUCGGACGAACUGCAGGCCGGAAUCGCCAAGCAUGGUCUGCAGGGCUUCAUGGUGACGCCAGACAUGGCCUUGAAGAUUGCCUUCGCAAAGCAGUGA